AAAAAAAUGAUAUCAAUUAUUGUAAUGAAUUCACAUUACUUUACAUACUCACGCACUUUAGUGAGUCAAGGAGCUAAAUGGUGACCGUAGUCGGCGUCACUCAGCUGCAGUGACUCCUCUUUAGCCUCGUGAGUAAGACGGGCCAACUCAGUAUUAAACCUGCUUCACCAUCAACUUCUCUCCUCUCUUCUAGUGAGCAUCAUAGGCAAAUCCAAGACAAUGUUGGAUCCAAUCACACCCAAGGCGCUGCGGAAAGGCGACACCAUCGCCUUCGUCGCACCCUCCUCCCGCAUCAACCACAUCUUCCCGCUCCGCAUACAGCGCGCAAAGCAGUUCCUCGAGAGCCAAGGGUUCCAAGUCAAGGACAUCUUCUCGCCCUCGCUUCCCAGCACAUCCCUCCGCGCCUCCGUCGAAGCCAGGGCCGAAGAAGUACACUCCGCCUUUCGCGAUGACACCAUCCACGCCAUCGUCUGCUGCAUUGGUGGCCUGACAGCCAACGAACUGUUGCCGUACCUUGACUACGACUUGAUCCGCGCGCAUCCCAAAAUCUUUGUUGGCUCGUCCGACAUUACGUUGAUACACUAUGCACUCCGCGCAGGCGCUGGUCUUAGGACCUUCUACGGCCCUUCUGCCAUCACCCAGCUGGCGGAGUACCCUGCGCCGCUGGACUUUACGUGGACCAACUUUGUGGCUACCUUGAUGGCUGAUCCGUCAGACGGGUCAAGUCAGCGGAGUCUCCCACGGGCCUUGGAGUACACGGAUGAAUUUCUAGAUUUUGGAUGCGAACCAGAUAACUUGCGUCCUCGGGUUCUCCAGCCAGCGCCUGGGUGGAAGUGGUUGCGUGGCGGCCAAUGCGAGGGCAAUAUUGUCGGCGGCUGUCUCCCUAGUAUACUUCAGCUCUUCGGUACGGCGUGGGAGCUCUCGUAUAAAGGAAAAGUCUUGCUUCUCGAGCUGCCUGAUGGACCAACACUAAAGUCGGCGUGGCCGCUGAGCUUGGUGCGCUGGAACCUGGGCGACUUGGCCACGCGAGGUGUAUGGCGAGACGUUGUUGGUGUGGUGCUCGGCCGCACAUAUCUCUACAGUGCGGAGGAGACGGCAGAAUGGGAGAGCAUGGUGCUUGAAUUCGCCGAAGAGUUCGAAUUUCCCAUUCUCUCUGGCGUUGAUGUUGGCCACACAGAUCCCAUGCUGACGCUGCCUCUGGAUACGCUCUGCCGUCUAGACAGCGACAAGGACGAGUGGCGUAUUUUGGAAGAUGUGGUGCUUAGCUAGCCGGUCAUUUUCUGACCAAACCCAUUUGAAUAGCUUUAUUUCUUCAAUUUUCCCUUGAAUUUACCACGCCAUAUUCACCAUGAUGCUAUCAUCGCCGUAUUUCUCUCUACAUGCAAAUCGGUUGUCGGCCCCGGAUCACGCCCGGCCCCACUCCCGCCGAUGCGGAUGCCGAAUGGAGCAACCACUGCAAACAAAAACAUGGCUGGGAAGAAUUUCUGGUCGAAAAGUAGAACCAGACGAAAAUAUCGUGAAAAUAGAUAAAUAAAUAUUAUCCAAUUCCAGUGGAUAGUCUGUCUUACCCGACACGAUGUAAGGCAUAACAAGAUGCAUGUUCAUCACAGUUGUGCGAUCGUGCUGGUCUCUGGAACGCAAGAGAAGCCCUAUGAUGCAGUCAAGUCUCACCAUGACACCAUCAUCACCGCCACUGCAACACAUCGCACAACUCUACUAAUCUUAUGCCGCUUGCGUGUCGUGGACGCGUUAAUUGAAAUCGCGACCGUGUUGAAGGAGGAAGACUUCCUUGCCACAGUUCGAUGCUCUGUGGCUCGCCCUUGCGCAGCAGCCCAAGACAUUAUG
This is a messenger RNA of [Torrubiella] hemipterigena, 1845 nucleotides long. The record is from the annotation of a GenBank genome assembly. NCBI's taxonomy places the organism in Eukaryota, Fungi, Ascomycota, Sordariomycetes, Hypocreales, Clavicipitaceae.